AUGGGAUAUACACCACUGGCGCUAGAUUCUUCGACUGACAAGUCCAAGAUCAACUUGAAAGCAUGCCUUAGUAUUGUUUUCACUGCAAUAUCCUUGAUUCUAGGGUUUAUUUUCCAUCGACAAUGGGACAGAGACAUCUCUCAGUCUCCCAUAGACCUCCCACCACGGCUCUACACCUUCACAGAACACCCAAACUUGCGCGAAUUCGACGAGGAGACUCUUAGGAUAUGGCAGACUCUGGUGCCACAGAAUUGGUGGGAGACAAGCAUGGCCGAAUGGCAGAAUGAAGCUGGCCAAGAGGUCACCAGGGCGAUAGACAUGGUGCACAUGAUACACUGCUUGACGAAUAUUCGCGAAAUCUUCACCGAACUUACCACCAACCAAUCGUUCCAUGACGACUACAAUGCCGAAGUCCCUGAGUCCAUCGUCCGUCGUUAUCACCUUGGCCACUGUUUUGACACCAUUCGUCAGGACAUAAUAUGUGCUGCGGACGCCACUUUGGAGCCUUUGGGUGGAGACUACAUAGACCCCAGCGGCUUUGGAGUCGAACAUAUAUGUCGAGACUGGCGGGUCAUUUGGAAACUGGCUGGGCUCCAGGAGAUUUGA
Molecule: messenger RNA, 606 nt
Organism: Diaporthe amygdali
Lineage: Eukaryota; Fungi; Ascomycota; Sordariomycetes; Diaporthales; Diaporthaceae
Exons: 2
Coding region: 1-606 (201 amino acids)
Biological process (GO): mycotoxin biosynthetic process
Source: RefSeq, a predicted model, not a curated record